Messenger RNA from Cololabis saira (Pacific saury), 2548 nucleotides. RefSeq names its product follistatin-related protein 1-like. The transcript has 11 exons. NCBI's taxonomy places the organism in Eukaryota, Metazoa, Chordata, Actinopteri, Beloniformes, Belonidae. Gene Ontology annotation, molecular function: calcium ion binding; protein binding. The record is from RefSeq and is a predicted model, not a curated record. The coding region runs from base 136 to 1068 and encodes 310 amino acids. Gene Ontology annotation, biological process: multicellular organism development; regulation of BMP signaling pathway; cell differentiation.
GAGGGGAAGAGGAGGAGGGGAGACUUGACGGACCGGCAGGAAUUCCUCUGUGCUCCUCAAAUUUCCUCAAAUCUCGGACCUCCAGCUCCGUCCGGACCGUCAUCCAGGCCAGAUCUCCCACUUUUCACGAAAACGAUGUUGCGAAGCGGCGCUGCGCUCCUGCUGCUGGCCGCGGCUCUCUGCGGCGCAGAGGAGCCGCAGAGCAAAAGCAAAGUGUGCGCCAACGUGUUCUGCGGCGCCGGCAGGGAGUGUGCCGUCAACGAGAAGGGGGAGCCCAGCUGCCUGUGCAUCGAGAGUUGUAAACCACACAAAAGGUCGGUGUGCGGCAGCAACAGCAAGACCUACAGGAAUCACUGCGAGCUGCACAGGGACGCUUGUCUGACCGGCUUGAAGAUCCAAGUGGCCCACGAAGGACACUGUCAGGAAAAGAAAUCAAAGCAGGCAGCCGCCAGUCCAGUGGUGUGCUACGCCGCCGACCGCAACGAGCUGCGGAGUCGUGUGAUCCAGUGGCUGCAGACCGAGGUCGUUCCAGACGGCUGGUUUGUCAAGGGCUCCAACUUCUCCGAAAUCCUGCACAAGUACUUCAAGUCGUACGACAACGGCGAUUCUAAGCUGGACUCCGCCGAGCUGCUCAAGUUCAUCCAGCACAACGACUCGCUGGUGGAGCUGCAGUCCUAUGCGGAUCAGGAGAGCAACAAGCUGCUCAGGAGCCUGUGCGUGGACGCCCUCAUCGAGCUCUCUGACGAGAACGCCGACUGGAAGCUGAGCUUUGAUGAGUUCCUCAACUGUCUGAAGCCUGGCUUCAACCCACCAGAGAAGAAAUGUGCCCUGGAGGACGACACCUACGAGGACGGAGCAGAAACCCAGGUGGAGUGCAACCGCUGCGUCUGCGCCUGCGGCAACUGGGUCUGCACCGCUAUGACUUGCACCGACAAGCACGCGGCCCUGGAGGAGUCAGCUGAUGCCGGAGCCGAGAUGACCGAGGAGGAGUGGAACCUCCGCGUCGCCGAGCUCAACAAGCACCAGGAAACAGUUGAGAAGAUGAAGACCAGCACAAAAGAGGCCUGAGUAAAGACAUGGCGAGGAAGAGGAUGCGCGCCAUCGCCCCCUUCUUCCAUACUCGAUCCUCCUCGGGACCGAGUGUUAUCAAACUGACUUUUUUCCACGUUUCUCCAUGUUAAUUAUUAUUCAGUCUUUUAAUGUUUAUGUCGACGUUUAUUAGUUGCCGUGGCAAUGACAGAAUGUAAUCAGAUUGCCUUGUGUUCAGUACUGUUAUAUUUGAUUGUAUUACUGUGCUCCUACACUGGUCCUGGGGCUGUGUUGUUUUCUUCCUUUCUUUUUUUUCUUUUUUUACUACAAUCCUCUUUUUUUCAAGUCUUUACAAAAGAAAGUGUUAUGUUUUUUACACCUUUUGGGAUAUGAAAGUCAGUGUUUUACAGGAUGGUUGGAGCCCGGAGGGCCCUUUUUCCUUUUUUCUUUUUUUGCAGAGCUGUUGGAGCACCUGGUGCGGCGUGUUUCUCCAUACCGUCGUGUCAGCAGACGUUUUGAACAAGCGGAGAUAAGAACAAAGAGCUUCUCGUGCUUUCGAUUAUGCUACUGUUUAGGACUGACACAGUGGGUCACUACUUGACCAAUGCACUUCUUUCUUUUUGUUUUUUUGUUUUCCUAUCUUUGCUAGGCUUUAGUUUACCGCAAUGCUCACAUUUCUUUGUAUUGUACUUCUCAAGUAAGAUUUUUUUUUUUCCAAAAAAGAGGAAAAAUAGUAGAUUAUCUCUAUGUACAGCAUGUUAUUGGCUUGAACUCGUCUUGUUCCCAUGCUAUACUUUGACAAGGUCUCACUGGUGCAGUGUUUUUUUUGUUAUUUGGUUGGUGUUUUCGAUCAUCUUUUUCUGUCCUGAGACGAAGCUGGACCAGCCGUCCAACUCUCUGCUCCCAGGCGAGACCGCAUCUCUGUCUAGCAUGGUGAAAAACUGAAACCAAAGUCUUGAUGAAGUGUUUGAAUGAUGUACAAAAUUCUCCAGGUAAACCAUUACUCUGGACCCAGCAACGAUAUUAUACCUGUGCUUUCAAAGUCACUAACAGAAGGACUAGCCUCACUGUCAGCUGAAGUAGCGUAGACGCAUCAGUAUCUGGGUGCACAUGAAAAGUGAGUGAGUGUGUGUGUGUUUGGGGUGAGUGUGUGUGUUAUUAACGUGAAUCUGAUGGCAGAUGUUGUUUUUUUUUAUGUAUGUGUAUUUGUUUAAAACUUGUACCUAAAUUGGGGAUUUUUUUAAUUUCCUUUUUCAAUGAAAUCAGUGCCUUAGACCUGUAAGCGGCGUUGGUCUCGACCGAACCUGUAUGCUGGCUGUUAUCCCACAAGCGCAUCACAAGAACAAGUGUGCUUUGCUAAAGUUUAGAGGGAAAACUAGCGCUUUGUUACUCUGUCCCUUAAAAAAUGUCUGUGGAUAUUUCAUUACAGUGUUGGAGCUCAAUCUUUCUAUUCCACUAAAAGUGCAGAGACUGUAAGGAAAAUGUAUGUAUACCAAUAAACCCCCUACGUCACAAAAAA